This is a messenger RNA of Cladocopium goreaui, 2688 nucleotides long. The record is from the annotation of a GenBank genome assembly. Lineage: Eukaryota; Dinophyceae; Suessiales; Symbiodiniaceae.
AUGGAUCUUGCAGCUUCCAGCGCCUUCACAGUCCUGAGCCCAGCCACCGCCACAGCCACCGCCACAGUGCGAGCUGCGACACGGAGCCAUGCGGCGCUAGGACAUGGUGCCACAGGUGCUGCCGGCACCGCUGUGGCAGUGGCCGGCCUGGCCGCGGUGUCGGGCGCUCAAAAAACACGCCGGGCACGUCGCAGCGCGCCGGUGAUGGUGGGCUGCUCCAUGGAAGACCAGACUUACUACCGCGACCACCUGGUGGCCUGCCGCGCGCAGUUGAACGGCGUGGAUGCUCCUACCCCAGAGGAGACUGACAAGCACAUGGAGGGCAUCCAGGCCUUUGCCAAGCAGGCUUUGGCGGGUGCUUCUGCCGCCAUGCUGUUCACCAGCUCCAUGGAGGCAGCUGUUGCGUACCCAAUCUUUGCCCAGCAGAACUAUGCCAACCCUCGUGAGUACACUGGGAAGAUCGUGUGCGCCAAUUGCCAUUUGGCCAGCAAGCCCAUUGAGGUGAGGCUUCCUCAGGCAGUGCUCCCCGACACCAUCUUCAAGAUGGAGGUUGAGGUGCCAGCCAAGUACGCCAAGCGCCGCCAGCCUCUUGCUGAUGGCUCCAAGGGCCCCAUGAACAUUGGCGCCAUUGCCGUGAUGCCUGAGGGAUGGAAGUUGGCUCCCAAGGAUCGUCUCCCCAAACCCCUGAAGAAGGAGAUGAAGGGCUUGGCCUGGGCUCCAUACAGCAAGGAGUAUCCCAACAUUGUUGUGGCAGGUCCUGUGCCAGGCGAGACUUAUGAGAAGAUGGUCCUGCCAGUGCUGUCGCCGGAUCCCAAUACCAAUGACAAGGUCAUCUUCGGCAAGGGGAUCUUCUACUUCGGUGGCAACCGUGGCCGCGGCCAGGUCUACCCUGAGGGCAACCAGAGCAACAACAACCAGUUCUUGGCAUCCGCCACCGGCACCAUCUCCGCCAUCGAUGGUUUGAAGGUGAGCAUCACCACUCCUUCGGGCGAAGUAAAGACGCAGGAGUGCCUCACAGGUGCUGACAUCGUGGUGCAGGUGGGUGAUGAAGUGACGAAGGAUGAACCCCUCACCACCAACCCCAACGUCGGUGGCUUCGGGCAGGAAGAGAAGGAGUGCAUCCUGCAGGACAUGAACCGCGUCUACGCCUUUUGCGCCUUUGCCUUCUCCUGCUUCAUUGCUCAGCUCAGCUUCGUGCUGAAGAAGUGGCUCGGCCGCAAAGAUGCCAUGGGUUGGUCCAACAAGAAAGGCAAGCGGCAGGACUAUGCGUUGCUUUUCGAUGUGUUGUUUGUCCCUGAAGCGGAACCAUGGAAGCAGUUUGAGAAGGUUCAGCUGGCCGAGGCCUCCCAGCCCCAAAAAUCGGACCUUUCACCAUCCGCAACUGCAGCCAUGGCCCUGGCCCCUGCCUUCACCGUGGUCUCCAGCCCCGGCUCCGUCAACACUCCCACCUUGCGGGGUGCUGUGCAGCAGCCACCGGCCGACAAAGUGCAGGGACCAGCUGGUGCAGGUGUCACCUUGGCCGCUGCCGGCCUGGUUGCUGCCGCCGCGGUGACGCGUCGCGCGCGUAGGGCGAAGGGCAGCAUGCCGAAGGGUCCAGUGAUGGUUGGAGCAUCCGUGGCGGCAGAAGAGUCCUACUACCGCGACCACCUGGUGGCCUGCCGCGCGCAGUUGAACGGCGUGGAUGCUCCUACCCCAGAGGAGACUGACAAGCACAUGGAGGGCAUCCAGGCAUUUGCCAAGCAGGCUUUGGCGGGUGCUUCUGCCGCCAUGCUGUUCACCAGCUCCAUGGAGGCAGCUGUUGCGUACCCAAUUUUUGCCCAGCAGAACUAUGCCAACCCUCGUGAGUACACUGGAAAGAUCGUGUGCGCCAAUUGCCAUUUGGCCAGCAAGCCCAUUGAGGUGAGGCUUCCUCAGGCAGUGCUCCCCGACACCAUCUUCAAGAUGGAGGUUGAGGUGCCAGCCAAGUACGCCAAGCGCCGCCAGCCUCUUGCUGAUGGCUCCAAGGGCCCCAUGAACAUUGGCGCCAUUGCCGUGAUGCCUGAGGGAUGGAAGUUGGCUCCCAAGGACCGUCUCCCCAAGCCUCUGAAGAAGGAGAUGAAGGGCUUGGCCUGGGCUCCCUACAGCAAGGAGUAUCCCAACAUCGUGGUAGCUGGACCUGUGCCAGGCGAAACCUACGAGAAGAUGGUGCUCCCUGUCUUGUCCCCGGAUCCCAAUACCAACGACAAGGUGAUCUUUGGCAAGGGCAUCUUCUACUUUGGCGGCAACCGCGGCCGUGGCCAGGUUCGGAAACCAGGGCAGGUGUGGCAGGGCCAAGUAGAGUGGCAGGUCUACCCUGAGGGCAACCAGAGCAACAACAACCAGUUCUUGGCAUCCGCCACCGGCACCAUCUCCGCCAUCGAUGGUUUGAAGGUGAGCAUCACCACUCCUUCCGGUGAAGUGAAGACGCAGGAGUGCCUGACAGGUGCUGACAUCGUAGUGCAGGUGGGUGACGAGGUGACCAAGGAUGAGCCCCUCACCACCAACCCCAACGUGGGCGGCUUCGGCCAGGAAGAGAAGGAGUGCAUCCUGCAGGACAUGAACCGCGUCUACGCCUUCUGCGCCUUUGCCUUCUCCUGCUUCAUUGCCCAGCUCAGUUUCGUGCUGAAGAAGAAGCAGUUCGAGAAGGUCCAGUUGGCUGAGGGCUUCUGA